This is a messenger RNA of Capsicum annuum, 2749 nucleotides long. RefSeq names its product protein TPX2. Gene Ontology annotation, cellular component: mitotic spindle; nuclear microtubule. Gene Ontology annotation, biological process: regulation of mitotic spindle organization; mitotic spindle assembly; activation of protein kinase activity. The transcript is spliced from 20 exons. The record is from RefSeq and is a predicted model, not a curated record. Gene Ontology annotation, molecular function: protein kinase activator activity; microtubule binding. NCBI's taxonomy places the organism in Eukaryota, Viridiplantae, Streptophyta, Magnoliopsida, Solanales, Solanaceae. Bases 126 to 2546 code for a protein of 806 amino acids.
AUUCGACCGUUAAUUCCCAAAUCAAAAAUUCGACCGUUUCUUAUACUCUCCCGCUGCCAGCAAGCACCACAACAUACAUUUUUUUUUUUUUCUUUUUCCAUUCUUUGAUAGGCACAGAAGAAGAAAUGGCGGACGGAAAAGAUGAUACGAAUGUAUUUGUAAUCGAUGAAAUUUACGAGUUUUCAGCGCCGCGAUUUUACGAUUUCAUGAUUGGAGAGACGGAGGAGGAUAUGCGCAAGGCUGAGCUUUGGUUUGAAAUUAACAGUAGCUAUGCCCCUUCUCCUUGUAUGCCAAGAAUCAAGACCAGUAGAUCAGUACAAGUUGAGAUCCCAUGUGAUUUAACUGAAGGCGAGAAUUUGCAGAGUACUACAAGGCCUGCAGCUGAAGUUGUGGAAGAUGUGACACCAGAUGAGAACAGACGUGCAGCUAAGGUUUUGUCUACUGAGGUUAAGGAAGAUGUUACACCAAAUGAAGAAAAAUCUGCAGCUAAAAUUUUGUCUUCCGAUGUUAAGGACGAGGUGACACCAAAUGAGAACAAACCUACAGAUAAAGUUUUGUCUUCGGAGGUUAAGGAAGAGGUGACACCAAAUGAGAACAAACCUGCAGCUAAUGUUUUGUCUUCUGAGGUUAAGGAAGAGGUGACACCAAAUGAUGCUAUUAGAGGAGAACUUGAUAGCAGUCUUCCCAAUCCGGAAUCUGUUGAGAAACAGCCAACUAGUCAAGAAAUUUGCACCCCAAGACCACCACCACCACCAACGUCUAAGAAGAUAGACCCUAGGAAGACUGAUUCCAACAAUCAGAAGACAGCGAAGAAAAUUUCAAGCAUGCUUAGAAAUCCUUCAGCGUUGAAGUCAAAAACAUUGCAUGUUAAGAGUUCUAAUCCUGCCAGCGUGAGAAAGCAAGCAAUCAUGAGAAAUGCUGCUGGAACGCCCAAUUUUGGUCAAGAAAACCAAGCCAUAAAGAGACAAAAAUUAGAAAGUGGAAAAGCCAAGCAGAUUCUGGAUGUCAAACCACAAAAUUUGCCACACAAAACAAAACCUGGAGUUAAUGGCUCCACCUUCUCUUCGGUUGCCAAACCUCGUAAAGAGGACAGGAAGAUGUAUGUCCGAGAACCAGUUCCACAGUUUAUUUCAACAGCAGAAAUGAUGAAGAAGUUCCAAUCUAGCACAAGGGAGAUGUCUCUGUCUUGCAUGAGCACUUCACGUAGGAAGCCUAAUAAACUAACAUUAACUGCGCCUAAAGAACCUGAAUUUGAGACUGUACAACGUGUGCGUCCAACUACAGUGAAGAGUUCAGCUGAACUUGAGGAGGAAAUGAUGGCUAAAAUUCCUAGGUUUAAGGCUCGCCCAUUGAACAAAAAGAUCUUGGAAGCUCCAAAUCUACCAGCAUUACCUAAAAGUACACCACAACUUCCAGAAUUUAAGGAAUUUCAUUUAUCGACGAUGACCAGAGCCAAUCAGAAUGCAGAAACAUCUUCAGUCUUAUCAUCCAUAGAAUCUACUCAGAGUAAUCAAUGGAAGCCACAUCUUACAGCUCCUAAAUCACCUGUUCUGCAAACGUCACUUAGAGCACGACCUCCACAGAUUAAAAGCUCUGAAGAACUCGAAAAGGAAGAACUUGAGAAAGUUCCAAAGUUCAAGGCUAGGCCUCUCAAUAAGAAGAUCUUUGAAAGUAAAGGAGAUCUGGGAAUGUUCUGCAACACAAAGAAGCAGGUGACGGUGCCUGAAGAAUUUCAUUUUGCGACAGAUGAAAGGAUUCCACCUCCUGCUAACGUUACGGAUCUCUUUGACAAGCUUUCCCUGAUAUCUGAACCUAGAAAUGAAAAGACUAUACCGAAAAACACCAGACCAAAUCCUUUUCAGCUCUACACGGAGGAAAGAGGAGCGGAGAAAGAGAGGAAACUGUUCACUGAACUUCUACAGAAACAGAUUGAAGAAGAGAGGUCAAGAGUUCCCAAAGCAACUCCAUAUCCUUACACAACUGAUUACCCUGUGAUUCCACCAAAACCAGAACCAAAGCAUUGUACAAAACCCGAACCUUUCCAACUGGAGAGUCUGGUUAGGCAUGAAAGAGAGAUGCAGAAGGAACUGGAAGAACGGUUAAGAUUGGAGAAGGAAGAAGCAAUGAUGAGGACUUUUAAAGCGCAACCAGUCUUGAUCGAGGAUCCAAUUCCAGUUCCUGAGAAAGUACGUAAGCCCCUCACUCAAGUUCAGGAAUUUAAUCUAAAAGUAGAUCACCGGGCGACAGAUAGAGCUGAGUUUGAUAAGAAGAUGAAGGAGAAAGAAAUGAUGUAUCAAAGAUACAGGGAGGAGGCAGAGGCUGCAAGAAUGAUGGAGGAAGAGAUGGCCCUGAAACAACUGCGAAAAACUUUGGUGCCUCAUGCAAGACCUGUGCCUAAAUUUGAUCAUCCUUUCCAGCCACAAAAGUCUUCCAAAAAGGUGACAAAACCAAGAUCCCCCAAGCUGUUGAUUCUUAAAAGGCAAGAAAGGAGAAAAAUGGCGUGUCCCUAUGCUGCAGUUUCUAGUGCUGCCUCCCAGAUGAGGUGAUAUGAACAUAUCCAAAAAUCUGACAGGAAUGUGUUCAAGAAUCCUUGAAUCCAAGAUUAGGGACAAUGUAAUCAAAAUAGUUGGGAGUUAAUGUGUUUAUCCAUCAAAAUGUGCACUUUGUAUCCGUUAAAAAUUAUCUGUAAAAAAGUACAUUCUGUUACAACAAAGAAUUGAUAUGCGUUAAACAUUAUUCAAUUUGUUCA